CUGGAGCAGGGGACGUAAAGAGAUUCCCUCUUUGGCAACGCUUGACUGGUUGGGUUUCAAGAACGUAUGCAGACAACUGGCAGAGUGGGGGAAAAUUCCAUGAUGCAAUGGAAGCGCUUACGAAAGAGCGUAUCCAGCGUCACGCCAAGGGCGAGGAGCUUAACGACCUGUUUCAGCCAAUGCUAGAGGAUUGGAAAGGGAACGAGGCUGCAAUAACGACAGCUGACCGCAUUGCUGAAGUGGAACAAGCUGUGGGAGCUGGGACAGAUGGGCCAGCUGUAUCGAUCUCCAUGACGCUGUAUUACCUUGUGCGCUAUCCGCACACAUUCUCGCAGUUGCGGGCGGAACUUGACAGUGUGUUAUCACCUGACGUGGAAGUCGCGCCGUGGUCCAAGGUUAAAAAUCUCCCGUAUCUGCGCGCUUGUAUUGAUGAAGCUAUGCGUUUAGCCCCGCCUGUCGCAACCGAGUUGAUUCGGCGCACACCACCUGACGCUAGCAUAAUCAUUGACGGCGAGGUGAUACCACCAGAUACAAAUGUAUCAAUCGCGGCAUAUACAGCGCACCGUGAUCCAUGCGUUUUCCCAGACCCAACAACGUUCAACCCUUCACGGUGGCUGGCAAGGGGUUCGGACAGCUUGCGUGAUAUGCGAUCCAUUUUCAUCCCCUUCAGCGCGGGCACACGCGGUUGCAUUGGCCGUAACCUAUCCAUCCUAAUGCAAGCAAUGUGUAUAGCUACCAUCGUCUAUCAUUACGACUUCGCCUUGAAGCAGCCGAAAUGGGACAUGGAAUUCGAGGAGUGGUUUAACCUUUGGCCACUAAGGCUGCCUCUCAAGGUUUGGCGUCGGGAUGCAGCAUCCUUCCCAAGAGCCCCAGUAAAAAUGCUGUGAAAUUGUCCUUUAGCAGUACAGGAGUUACCCGAUAGUUGACUUUUCGGUGUACAGAUUUUGCUAAAGGCGGUAUCUAUCAGGAGACUAUGGUUAGCAUGAUUAUUGAUACGCCAUGGUAGAGCAUGCUUUCGUAGAUGGAAGAGGAAAAGAAUUGUACUGGGUGUAUUGUACCUCUCUACUUAUUUACUUUCGCCCAUAAUAUUGAACUCAGGAUAAUGCUUAUUCAAGCUUCACGCUCAAUAAUUGGCUCAUUGAUUGUCUCUGUUCUUGAGUACUUUGUCCUAUUUGACUCUGGAUAUCCUUAAGCAUUAUGUAGGCUCUUAGCUUUUUUGAAAUGUUGACAGCGUGCUUGCC
Molecule: messenger RNA, 1241 nt
Organism: Xylaria bambusicola
Lineage: Eukaryota; Fungi; Ascomycota; Sordariomycetes; Xylariales; Xylariaceae
Product: cytochrome P450
Exons: 3
Coding region: 108-887 (259 amino acids)
Molecular function (GO): oxidoreductase activity, acting on paired donors, with incorporation or reduction of molecular oxygen; heme binding; iron ion binding
Source: RefSeq, a predicted model, not a curated record